AUGUCGACCAGGGUUCAGCGUAAACUUGAGUUCCCUGUGCGUAAAUCAACAAGAUCGCAAGCAAAGAAGGAUGUGACCCCAUGUCCAAGCCAAUCACUUUGUUCUCCACAGCGACCCAGACAGAAGCUGUCUGUUAAGCCAAAGCUUGAGUCUCCAAGAAAGAGAAUUGGCAGUGAUGAUGAUGAAGAAAAUAUACAACCAACAGGGAUUUCUCCAAGUAAGAUGCGGAAAGAAAAUCGUCCUACACCACGAAAAGAUGAAACACCAACACUGGGAAAGUCCAAGGCUAAACUAGUUUAUGGAAAUAACAGAAACAGUGACGGACCAAGCUCACCCUUGAGAGAUUCUAUGCCUUUGGGGCUCAGCUCGCCUGUAAAAGUCGCGCCCCUCACCCCAAGGAAAGACAACGUCCAAAAUAUUCUGAAUUCACCAUUGAAGGGGAAAUCUAGUUCAACUCCAAGUAAAGGGAGAAAACUCCAAUUAAGCUCGCCAUUGAAAGUGAAGCCCCUUACUCCGAAAAAGGUUGAAGAAAAUUCGCACAGAAAAUCCACACCAUCUCUCAAGCUGAAAAAGCAGGAUGGACAAUUAUAUCACAAAGCCAAGCAGUCCUUCCAUACAGCUAAGCCCGAGAGACUUGUAGGGAGAGAUACAGAAACGGAAGAAAUUUCAGCCUUCGUAAAAGGACACAUGUCUAAGAAAACCGCUGGUAGCAUCUACAUAUCUGGUGCUCCAGGCACUGGGAAGACUGCCGUUCUUACACACAUCCUCGAUAACGUACAGGCGUCCCACAGCUGUAAGCCGGUAUACCUUAAUUGUAUGACGCUGAAGGACUCGGCCACUGUGUAUGGUAAACUGUACACCGACCUGACAGGCAAAUCUCCACCAUCUGCCAAGGAUAGACUCCGGGCCGUAGAGAGACACCUGACUUCUACUGGGCCUAGCAUAAUCAUGGUUUUGGACGAGAUCGACCAGCUGGAUAGUAAAAAUCAAGAGAUUCUAUACACAAUCUUUGAGUGGCCAUCAAUGACCAAAUCAAGGCUGAUACUUAUAGGGAUUGCCAAUGCCUUGGACCUCACAGACAGAAUCCUCCCACGACUCCAAGCCAGGCCAAAGUGUAAACCGAAGCUACUCAACUUCGCUCCUUAUAGCAAGGACCAAAUUGCUGCGAUUCUAAAGGACAGAAUUGCAAAGCUUGAGAGUGAGGGAGUGGCAGUAAUGGAGAACAGUGCCAUACAGUUCUGUGCGCGGAAGAUCUCGGCCGUAGCUGGUGACAUGAGGAAGGCAUUGGACGUGUGUCGUAGGGCAGUAGAGAUGGUCGAGACAGAAGUCCGCAGCCAGCAGGUUCUCAAGUCAAAUACAACAUUGAACAGUCCUUCCAAACGGCCACCAGCCAUUCCAAAGAAGAUUGGUGUGAUGCAGAUCUCAAGUGUAUUAUCAGAAGUGUAUGGGUCCAGUACAACUUCAUCCAGUCAAGAUAGCAUUCCCAUACAGCAGAAACUGGUGGUGUGUACUCUUCUGCUGAUGGUCAAGCAGGGCCGUAUGAAGGAAGUUACCAUGGGAAAGCUACAGGACACCUAUACAAAGGUGUGUAAAAAGAGACAGAUGGCCACACAUGACGAGUUCCAGGGUCUGUGCAGUCUUCUAGAGACACGAGGCAUUAUAGGCAUCAAAAAACCUAAAGAGGGACGACUAGCAAAGGUCUCAUUGAAGUUAAAUGAAAAGGAACUGGAACAUGCAUUACAGGACAAGGUGUUAAUAUCCUCCAUUCUACAGGAUGGUCUAUAA
Messenger RNA from Mizuhopecten yessoensis (Yesso scallop), 1785 nucleotides. RefSeq names its product cell division control protein 6 homolog. Gene Ontology annotation, molecular function: DNA replication origin binding; ATP hydrolysis activity. Gene Ontology annotation, cellular component: nucleus. Bases 1 to 1785 code for a protein of 594 amino acids. Gene Ontology annotation, biological process: mitotic DNA replication checkpoint signaling; cell division; DNA replication initiation. NCBI's taxonomy places the organism in Eukaryota, Metazoa, Mollusca, Bivalvia, Pectinida, Pectinidae. The record is from RefSeq and is a predicted model, not a curated record. The transcript has 11 exons.